Messenger RNA from Vitis riparia (riverbank grape), 1044 nucleotides. RefSeq names its product protein CONSERVED IN THE GREEN LINEAGE AND DIATOMS 27, chloroplastic. The record is from RefSeq and is a predicted model, not a curated record. Lineage: Eukaryota; Viridiplantae; Streptophyta; Magnoliopsida; Vitales; Vitaceae. The transcript has 7 exons. Bases 14 to 943 code for a protein of 309 amino acids.
AUUCUGGAGAUAAAUGCUAAGGCUAAAUGUCUACUGUUCUCCAAUCCCUAGUGUAAGACAAGUCACGAUUGGAAGCAGCACCUUCAGCUCAUGGACCAUUCAGUAUCACAAAGGUCGGAAACUUGGGAUUUCCAUCAGGGCAUUGAAAGAUGAGACAGAUGGGGGCACAAGCGGAAUCCCUGGUGGGAGCUGGGAUCCUGGCUUGGAAAUUGAGGUCCCGUUCGAGCAAAGGCCGGUGAAUGAGUACUCAUCUCUGAAAGAUGGACCUUUAUAUUCAUGGGGUGAACUAAGUCCAGGAUCCUUCUUCAUACGUCUUGGAGGCCUUUGGUUGGUAGCUUUCACUGUUCUUGGAGUGCCAAUUGCAGCUGCGAGCUUUAAUCCUUCAAGGGAACCUUUAAGAUUUGUGCUAGCAGCAGGGACAGGAACUCUUUUCCUUGUUUCAUUAAUUGUCUUGAGGAUUUAUUUGGGAUGGAGUUAUGUUGGUGAUAGACUUUUAUCAGCAGUGAUACCUUAUGAAGAGAGUGGAUGGUAUGAUGGACAAAUGUGGGUAAAACCGCCUGAGGUCCUGGCUCGUGAUAGACUGUUGGGCUCUUAUAAGGUUAAACCAGUCAUCAAAUUGCUGAAACAAACACUAGUUGGGACAGGAGUGUUACUUGUUACAGCAGUGACACUAUUUAUCUUUGCUACACCAGUGGAGGAUUUCCUCAGAACCAGUUUUGCCACAAAAGAGACCCUGUCAAAUGUUCCAACUUCAAAUAUCAGCACAAAGUUCAAUAUAAGAAAAGAAGAGCUGUUAAGAUUGCCUGCGGAGGUUAUGGCAGAUGAUGAAUUAGCAGCUGCUGCUGCUGAGGCUGCUGAUGGAAGGCCAGUCUACUGCAGAGAUAGGUUCUAUCGUGCAUUAGCUGGUGGCCAGUAUUGCAAAUGGGAUGAUCUACUAAAAUGAUAUGACAGAAAAAUGGAGAGACUGGUCAUUUAACAUUCAGAUUAUCAAUACGCUAUGUAAUCUGCAUUGACAAUAAAGUUCAUGGUCAAAGUUUGAUCUCA